GCGCUGAUGAUUCAUGAUUGACAGCCUGCUUGCACGCGCUCCCGGCCGGCGCGCGCCCGCUCCGGGUAUAAGAGCGAGUCCCGGAAAUCUCGCGAUCUCUUCCAGUGCACCAUCAUGGCGGAUCAGGGUGAGAAAAAGGAGAACCCGAUGCGUGAGCUGCGAAUCCGCAAGCUGUGCCUGAACAUCUGCGUGGGGGAGAGUGGAGACAGGCUGACCCGGGCUGCCAAGGUGCUGGAGCAGCUCACCGGGCAGACCCCCGUCUUCUCCAAGGCUCGCUACACAGUGCGCUCUUUUGGAAUCCGGAGGAAUGAGAAGAUCGCAGUGCACUGCACCGUCCGCGGAGCCAAGGCAGAGGAGAUCCUGGAGAAGGGGCUCAAGGUCCGGGAGUACGAGUUGAGGAAGAACAACUUCUCCGACACCGGCAACUUCGGCUUCGGCAUCCAGGAACACAUCGACCUGGGGAUCAAGUAUGACCCGGGCAUCGGAAUCUACGGGCUGGACUUCUACGUGGUCCUGGGACGCCCCGGCUUCAGCAUCGCUGAUAAGAAGCAGAAGAGGGGCCGCAUCGGAUCCAAGCACAGGAUCGGAAAGGAGGAGGCCAUGCGCUGGUUCCAGCAGAAGUACGAUGGCAUCAUCCUCCCUGGCAAAUAAACAGCUCUAUUUGUAAUUUUUGAUUUGAGAAUAAAAAAUAAUAAAAAAAAAAAUCUUCAAA
Molecule: messenger RNA, 712 nt
Organism: Acipenser ruthenus (sterlet)
Lineage: Eukaryota; Metazoa; Chordata; Actinopteri; Acipenseriformes; Acipenseridae
Product: large ribosomal subunit protein uL5
Exons: 6
Coding region: 115-651 (178 amino acids)
Biological process (GO): translation
Cellular component (GO): ribosome; cytosolic large ribosomal subunit
Molecular function (GO): RNA binding; structural constituent of ribosome
Source: RefSeq, a predicted model, not a curated record